CACCAUGCAUUCACUUCAUCACAGCAAUCAUACCAUCAGCAUCACGCAUUCUCCCAUCAUCCACCGCAAGCAUUCAUGACCUCUCAUGGCUAUACCUCACCGACUCAAUCCAACACUUAUGCCAGCCCUCCACCACAGUCUGUCGUCGAUGAACACUCUAUUUCUCCCAUCAACGAGACGUUGCCAUCAGGAGCGAUCAGAGGCAACGGCAAGAUGGCCAUGAAGAGGCGGUAG
Molecule: messenger RNA, 234 nt
Organism: Acaulospora colombiana
Lineage: Eukaryota; Fungi; Glomeromycota; Glomeromycetes; Diversisporales; Acaulosporaceae
Source: the annotation of a GenBank genome assembly